GAACAGGCUGCUUCUUUGCAUAAGUCAUUGGUGCCAAUCGUGUGGAGGCUAAGACCGGUGCUCCUCCCACAAUUCGCUCAGCCGACGACGCGGCUGCAGGCGCGAGACGGACUACGCCAUCGGCGCGCCCGAGGUCUUCAUCCUCCUUACUCGCAGGUCUGGAUCGUGACAGCUUCGAGGCAAUGGUGAAUGAGGACACUGGCGAGCCGUCUCAAGGGAGGCGAGGGACUAUGCCAAAGCCAUCGCCAACCCUGUUUCUCGACCUCUCCGAUGAGAUUCUUUUGAUCAUUGCGCAGUAUCUCCCCAGAGCGAGAGACAUCAACGCGUUGCAGGGAACUUGCGUGAGACUGCAGCAUAUUGCACAGGAUGAUAGUGUAUGGAAGGGUCUUUUGAUCCAGCACGUUUUUGCCGACAAAGAUUCUCAUUCUCGACGGUCCAGUCGCCACCGUCGAAGCGCAGCAUCUAGACGCAACCCAAAUAAGAAAGGCAAACAAUGCGCACGCGGCAACAUUGAGGAAGAAGAGGAGGAGGGGGGAAAGGAGGAGGAAGACAUGAUCGAGUCUAGAAUGCGAAGGUUCCCGAUAAUCAAAGCGCUUCGCAACUUAAUUUCGCCACAAAUUCUGUCCAGAAGCUCAGCUGGAAACAUCAGAACUUAUCCAGCUUUAUUCGACGACAGCUCAAGGCUAGUCGCCGGUCUUCCAGCGAGAUAUUAUCGAUCUACCCUGUUGCAAAACGCAACUGUGAUAUCGCCCGCAUCCGUCGAGAAAGAUGUUCCAUUGAACUCUUCCGACGAAGCCGAGGUGGAAGCCGCUAUGCGCAACAAGAGUCUCGACUGGAAGCAAUUAUACGAGGUCUUGUAUUGCUGGAGUGCAGGGGUGUACAGUGUGCGAAAUCUCACGGAUGAGGAAAAGGCCACAGAAGCUGAUCCUGGAGGCAAAGUACAACCCACCAUUUCCCCCGCAUCAUUGUCUCAAUUAUCCCAGCAAGCUGGUGCUGUCGCUCGCUUUGAGUUUGACGCUGGGAUCAGUGGUACAGCUGCAGUGAUUGGCAAGCGACGUAGGAAAGAUCAAGAAACUGAAAACGGCUCUUCAAAUCACGCCUCCUCGUUGGCUUCACAGUCUGCAAAGCUUCCGUCCACAAGGGAUGACGCAGUGAAUGAAGUAGCUGACCAAGAGUUUGAGGGCGAACCGUAUCGGCUGCGAACUCUGGUUCAAACAUCAUCACACUUGAUCUUCACUGCUGAUCGGUCACUUCACACGGUGGACAUCGCCUCUUCAAGCACUGGGGACAGUCGCAACCGAGGACCUUCGGUCCAAGUCUAUCUUGCCGAUUCACAGACCGGCACAACAUCCCGUGCAGCUGCACCCGACGAUGACCUGGACGGACGGAAGUUUUCUUUGAACCCUUUCGCCACCAUCGACAGCGGAUCGGUGCUGGAAGACUGCUUGCAGCACCUCGCAAAGUCACAUGCGCAGUCGUGCAGGCUUGGAAUCUCACACAUACGAGUGGAUGCAUCAGGAUUGGUUGAAGCUACUGAUGGCGACCAUCAGGCCUUUGAAAACGCAGCACAACGACUGAUGGUGUGCUACACGACUGGCCAUAUCGUCAUAUAUCGGGUGAAUUUUAACACCAACCCGAAAUCACAGUACCCACUUGACGAUCUGACUCGGGUCCGCGUCGAGGCUAUGUGGGCCCCCCCGAUCCUGCAAAUGAAAGGCGACAACGACGAUUCGACCGUCGUGGCGUCCGCCUUCCGCGAUUCGUUGCUCGUGGCAUGCACGCGCGACUUUCGUCUAACAAUUUUCCACCUCGCCACGACCACUGCCGCCACGAAUCCGCACACGUGCAGAGGAACCGCGCAACUGCAGUUGCAACAGACGCUGAAAAGCUUUAUAAGUUGGUGGCCUGCCUCUUUAUCACUUCGCCGAAUUCCAUUCAUCGAGAGCGAGGAUGAUACAACCAGUUCGCCGAGCAAUGAAGCCUACAAACUCUAUGUUGCAUAUUGCACGCCCUCUUAUCCCUCCGCCUUCACUGUUGGUCUUCAAGAGGUCAUCAUGCGUCUGGACUUCACAGGAGACGCUAACAAGCCGCGUUUCAGCAUCGCUGGCAGCCGUCAUGCCACAGCUUUGCCUCGCUACCAGAAGACUCCCCUCGAUACACGUGGUUCUAGCAUUUUCAGGAUGCACCACUCUGCGUUUCCUCCAGCAUCAGAGGCGGCAGCGGAUGGUCGCAACCGUAACACUGGAACCUUGCUAGGCAGUUGGGCGGCGUUAUUGCCUCUGCACACUGGAGGGCUUGCGCGGUCCGGUCCAGGGUACGCGCAAAGGCUGAUUGUGGCGCAACAUCCUUCCCCGACGCUGCAACGUGCUUCGAAACGGAUAUUGAGCAUCACGUUCGAGGAGCCAUUCGUCGUUGUUGGCUCGCAGGACAACCUGCUAGAGGUGUAUGAGCUUGUCGGCGGCAUGCGUGUCCUUUGCCCCAAGUCUGCAGCAGCAGCAAGUCCUGAUAGCUUUAGCACCCGCGGCGGGUUCAAAUUGCUGCAUCGCGGCUCCGUCAACGGUCAUACAGGCAGCGUAGAGAGCGUCUCCCUCGAGGAUGGGCGCUUGGUCAGUGGCAGCAACGACGGUAGCGUGAUGGUGUGGAGUCUGGACAGUGAUGACGCGCCACGGGGCCGAAAGCAAUCUUCUCAGCGUGCUUUGUCGCCUAAUGCUCAAUCCACUUUGAGCAAUCACAAGGCCGGCCGCAGCCACGAUGACGUCAGCGAGGAUGGUCACAGUGCUGCAACGACAUACAUGUCCGCGCGAGCUUCAUGUGCAACGCUUGAGCACGUGCGCCAUGUCAUCACGCUUACCGUUCCAACGCCUCCAGUACCGCGCAGCGUCCGUAGUCGUUCUUUGCAGCACUAUCCGUUCAUCUCUAUGGCGGAGGUUCAAGAGGACGAUGUGGGAUCCUCCUCAUCUUCCGAUCAGGAAGGCGGAUCCAAUCCAGUGGAGAGCAUAGGCGCCGCGACCUUGUUUGAAAGUCGCGAAGCGCUCCAGCAAGGGUCUUUGCCCUCUUUGGCCGCUCUGCAUUUCACCAAGCGGAGCACAGAAUUAGGUGACGAGCAUUACUCCUCAACAGACACAUCGAUUCGGCGAUGCAAGCGCCGUCAGCUCAGCUCUAGCCUCUUGACUCACGACAUUCCACGCAGCAUCAUCCGCUACGUGAGCACAUCCUUCGACAAGAUCGUGUCGGUCUGUUCGGUGGAGCAUCGUUUCAGCGGUAACGGUAGCAGCAACACGACCACGAUCCGUGAUGAGGAGACUGUGCAAGUCUGGAGCUUCGCAAGAGCCAUGUAGCAUAGAAGAAAAACUGGAAUGUGAACGGAUCAUAG
Messenger RNA from Tilletiaria anomala UBC 951, 3373 nucleotides. RefSeq lists its product as uncharacterized. The coding region runs from base 183 to 3338 and encodes 1051 amino acids. The record is from RefSeq and is a predicted model, not a curated record. The transcript is spliced from 2 exons. Lineage: Eukaryota; Fungi; Basidiomycota; Exobasidiomycetes; Georgefischeriales; Tilletiariaceae. Gene Ontology annotation, molecular function: protein binding.